Molecule: messenger RNA, 1045 nt
Organism: Amblyraja radiata (thorny skate)
Lineage: Eukaryota; Metazoa; Chordata; Chondrichthyes; Rajiformes; Rajidae
Product: protein FAM72A
Exons: 5
Coding region: 156-593 (145 amino acids)
Cellular component (GO): cytosol
Source: RefSeq, a predicted model, not a curated record
GUGAGUGGGUGAGUGGACCGGCGGAGACAGCUUGUCACACACAGCCAGGCCAGGCAAGGUGAGGGUGCCCGGGGUGCCGGCUCAGACACAGAGCUGCGGCCGCUGGACAUCAUUCAGCCGGAGGGCGGAGGCUGAGAGACGGCAGGAGUACAGAGAUGUCAACGCUGACUUUUAAAAACAAGCUUGUCACGUUUUUGUGUUGCAAGUUCUGUGAUCAUAUUUUGUGUGCCCGAGGUAUGAAGGCAGUCCUGCUGUCCGACUCUGACGUGGAACUCUACUCCACCGAUAUCCCCCCUACAAGGGCUGUGGACUUUAUUGGAAAUUGCUACUCCACAGAAAGCUGCAAGUGUAAAAUAAAGGAUAUUGCAUGUUUAAAAUGUGGCAAUGCCGUUGGCUACCAUGUGGUCGUUCCAUGCAAGUCUUGUUUGCUCUCCUGUAACAAUGGGCAUUUCUGGAUGUUUCACAGCCAGGUGAUCUAUGCUGUCAAUAGACUGGAUUCUUCUGGUGUUGAUUUCCUUCUGUGGGGGAACUUACCCGAUACAGAGGAUGAUGAGGAUGAAUAUAAUCUAUCUGAAGAGGAAUUCAUCAGAUAAUGAACUGAGAAGUCAAGACAUUUCAAUUUCGGUGCUUUCCAAAUAUUCUGUAUAAGGUACCUUGACGUUACCUCAAAGUUCCUAAGUGCGUUGAAUCCACUGUAGUGGGGAACUGCAGUUAGUGGACCAGUGUGAGCUUGUUUGAUACUCUCUUCGCCAGGAAUAUAUGUGCUUGUGCAUAGACUGAUGAGGAACAAGUGUGCACCAAGCCUAUUUGCUAAGUUGUGGAAAUUUUGCAAAUCUGUUGGGAGAAAGCAAGCAUAGAACUUUGCUUUUGAUAGUAGGUUAACUUUGGUUGGACUUACCACUGGACACGAACAUGAAUGACAAGCGAAGAACCUUGUGAUUGCUGGAAUCGGGAAAAUACCCUGCCGCUUCUCCAUAAUGUUUCAAUGAUUUUAUGCAAUGUAAUAUAAUAGCUCUUUAAAAAUAUUCUAUUUGCACUGAGAAAA